GGCACACCACACACAGCUCGUCUUCAAUUUUUCGUCUGUGCUCAUCGCCUGGCAGCCUUCUUUCCUCGCUACUUCUAACUCCUCUUCACUGCUCCAUUAUCAUCAAGCCUAAUCACGCAUCGGACGGCAAGCUCCGCCUUCAUUUGAUGUGAAGCGCAAAACUCGAAAAAUAAGAAGAAGUUUCCGUUUUCUUCGUUUCUUUUGUUCUCUUCACGUGUUCUUCUUCUUUUCGAAAUAACUUAAACUCUACAGUAAAGCUGUCCAGUGUUAUUGCUCAGACCGACGCAAAGUCGGCGUUAAGCAGAACAUCGUCGGAUACAACAAAGAAAAAGGAAAAUCGGAAAUUUCAACAAAAGUGUAGUAGAUCAAUUUCUCCUUGUCAAUUAUUCAACGCCCUCAUCAUUGAACCUACAGUUCGACACAUUACGGAUAUCAAUAUUCGGCGUUCACGCAGCAAAUCUGAUCUGUCGGUGCAACGUGACGAGUUCUACGACAUCUCUUCGGAGGACGAUCAUAAUGAACUCCACGUGCCUGGGGGGCGUCAAUCCCGAUCGGCUUCAAUAACAUCAAGCACCUCUGCACCAGCAUCCAACGAUGUGACUCUUCAAGUGCCAAUUACAAACUCUUCUGCAACAUCUCCAACUCCAUCAACAGGAUCCAUGUAUUUUAUAGCCGGAAUGUUUGACGGAAAGGAGAAAGUCAAUCGUGAGCAACCACCGAUGCCGACUACCGAUGGUGUAGAGUAUCCACGAGCUGCAAGCUGGGCUGCUGGUAAUUGUGCCAAUGUUCUCAAUGAUGACAAAGGCAAACAAUUAUUCCGUGUGUUCUUGUUCCAAUCUCUGGCCGAAGAGAAUCUUGCUUUCCUCGAAGCAAUGGAGAAGCUGAAGAAGAUGAAGAUCAGCGAUGAGAAAGUUGCAUAUGCAAAGGAAAUUCUUGAGACUUAUCAAGGAUCCAUCAACUUGUCUUCAAGUUCAAUGAAAUCAUUGAGAAACGCUGUUGCCAGUGAGACUCUCGACAUGGAAGAGUUUGCUCCAGCAAUCAAAGAAGUCAGAAGACUUCUCGAAAACGAUCAAUUCCCACGCUUCCGUCGCUCUGAGCUUUAUCUCGAGUAUUUGGAGGAGCUUCUACCACGCUCGUAUGCUGAAAAGUGGGCGCAAAGCUUCGAAGGUCUCCUUGGCAACCACGUGGGUCGCCAUCACUUCCGCAUAUUCUUGCGCUCAAUCCACGCGGAGGAAAACCUUCGCUUUUGGGAAGCCGUUGUAGAGUUCAGAUCGAGUCGCCAUAAGGCCAACGCGAUGAACAAUCUAGGAAAGGUUAUUCUGAGUACCUACUUGGCAGAGGGAACUACAAACGAAGUAUUCCUUCCAUUCGGUGUUCGUCAGGUCAUUGAACGCCGUAUUCAGGACAAUCAGAUCGACAUUACUCUUUUUGAUGAAGCCAUCAAGCAUGUCGAACAGGUUCUUCGAAAUGAUCCGUAUGUUCGUUUCCUCCAGAGCUCCCAGUACAUUGAUCUUCUCAGCAAGCUCAAGUAAAUUUUAAUGAUGCCACUCGAAACUUGUGAUAUAAUAAUAAACUCUUUCCCGCUUGAAGAUCAGAUUACUUUUUAUUUUUCUGAUUAUUUAAUUUCCCAGUAUAUUUUUCUUAUUUUCCCAUCUGAUUAGUUUCACUUCCCCUUUCAUUGACUGUCCACUUGUCUAUAAUUAUAGCUGAAAAAAUGAAUUAGUUUAAAAC
Messenger RNA from Caenorhabditis elegans, 1731 nucleotides. It is a transcript of the gene rgs-3, whose product is annotated as RGS domain-containing protein. The transcript has 5 exons. Lineage: Eukaryota; Metazoa; Nematoda; Chromadorea; Rhabditida; Rhabditidae. The coding region runs from base 660 to 1532 and encodes 290 amino acids. The record is from RefSeq and is marked reviewed.